Besnoitia besnoiti is the source of this 3789-nucleotide messenger RNA. RefSeq lists its product as uncharacterized. The record is from RefSeq and is a predicted model, not a curated record. The transcript is spliced from 6 exons. Bases 1 to 3789 code for a protein of 1262 amino acids. Lineage: Eukaryota; Apicomplexa; Conoidasida; Eucoccidiorida; Sarcocystidae.
AUGUCCCGAUCGGUGGACGCGCCACGCGGAGGUAUUGCUGAUGCAGCACCGUGCGACAUGGCUGCGCAGCGGACUCUGCCUCGCUGCUCUCUUUCUUCCUCGCCCAAGUGCCAGUCAGCGUCGGUAUCAUCCGCGACUCCUGGCGCUGCGGGGGGUCCUCAAGGUUCGUCGGCUCCCCUUCAGAUGCGGCGAGACAGGCGGGCGGUGGCGCUUCACUACCCGUCCUGUGACGGUGUCGUCUCCUCUACGCUCGUGUUGCGUAAUGGUUUGAUGAGCACACAAGGCGGCAACCGUUACACACAGGCCUCUCGAGGGCGGCUGAGAGGAGGUGGCUACCUCUAUCCUUUCAGGUCGGUCUGCGACUCUGGCAUCGACGGCAUCCGUCCCCUCACCCUCCCGCCCGCGCGCUGCAGGCGGCAGUCUUUACUCUCUGUGCAGUCCAAACUUGUCUCUUCAGCCUCAGGCGCUCCCUGUUCGCUUGAAGUGGCGAAUGGAGGUGCAUACUUCUCCCGUCGGCGCAGGCAGCGUCCGACGUUGAGCGGCCUCUUCUUCAGUCUCGUCUUGCUUUGCGCUUUUUGCCUUCCAGCGACCCUUCGUACCCUCUUUGGUUUCCAACAUGCAGCCGCCAUGACCCUUGCGAAGAGUUCUCUCCACACACCGGCGGAGACGAGCUUGCAGGUCCUGCAGCCUCUGCGAGAGCUCGGGCCGUCGCUAGGCUCUCACGCGGCGCCUUCUGCUCUGCGCCACCUCCGUCUGUUCCGUGUCUCUGCGCCGGGCGAUGAAGCCGAGCGUCCCCCAGUGACGCCGGAGGCUGCAGCGAAGGGUAUGGAGACAGACGCAGCCGCUGCUGAGACGUGCGACCGAGCAAAGCAAGGGACUGCCGCGAAGCGGGAGUCCAUUGUGCUUGCUCUCUUGCCAUCACGAGACGAUGCCGGGCUUCCUAGCCUCCCGCCUGUCAUCACGUCCGCACGCGAGCCAUCUGCGGCGUCUGUUAUUUCUACUCUUCUGCAGUCCUCAUCGUCUAUCCCGUCUACGCGUGCAACGUUCGUUUUGAGUGUAUCCCCAGAAGAGGCCUCUGUCUCUCCUGUCCCUUCUGAAGCUCCAUCUGGAAGCGCUUCCGCCCCGACCUCUUCUUCCACUUCUUCUCUCUUCGCGCCUCCGUCGCGAGUCUCCUCGACACCGCUGCUGGCGGCCGCUGCCUCGGCCGCCUGCUGCGCCGACGCCCUGCUUCUGCCGUUCUCGUACGCUCAGCUCAACACGCCUCUGGCUCUUCUGGGUCAGGCGGAGCCGCAGAUGCUUCUUCUCUCUGCGGUGCUUGAACAGCAGAGAAAUCUGUGCAGGUCUGUCGCGGCGUUUUCCCGUGAAUGCUCGGCGGCCGCAGACACGGCUGACGCGCUUCACGCUGGGCCCCUAGAGGCCAGUCCCUGCCCGCGCCGAGCCGCUUUGCUACCGGAAGGUGUGCCGACCCGCGUGGACGCACCCGCUAAGAGGGCCGCCGUAGACGCAGACGCGCGAAGAGCGGCGGCAGGCGGAAGCCCCUGCCUUCCAGGCAGGGCGAUGGAACUCGAGAAGUCAGAUAUUGAAGGAGUUGUGGCGAGGAAGAAGCCCUUGAUCGUGCUCCUAACCGAUUUCGCCGACCCCGAAGGGGAUCGCCUCAUGGACGGCGACUCCCUUCCUGUCGUGUCGAUACGUGCAGAGGGUGACAGUCUCGACGACCUGUCUCUGCAGGAGUCGCCUUUUAAAGCAUCGACUGAAAGUACACCACCGUCAUCGUCGUGGAGAUGGCAUCACCAGGUCUCCAAGGCGCUGUCGGAGGAGCGCCAGCGAGACAGAGCUCGAGAGAAGCGCAGAGAAGCUGGGCUCGCUGUUGCGCGUCUUCUCGCUGGUGUGUGGGCGAAUAUCCAAGCCCGCGAUAUGACGCAGCCCGACAGCAGGGAAGAGGAGGACGGCGACGGCAAAAAAGCCACGUCUGCAGACAGUGCUGGAGAUGACGCGGCCGUCGGACAGUCGCAUGGGGAUGCAGGUCAGGCAGAGCCGCCGUUAGAAGAAGGACGAGCCUCGGAGGCUGUAAGACAGCCUACCACACAACGGUCACGUGGCAAGAGCGACGCCGCCGCCACGCGGAGAGACGGCGUCUCUCUGGGUUCGCUGUAUUCCGUCUACGUCGUGUUCGUUCCGCCACUGCCUCCACGAAGCCCAGAUGAAGGAAGCUGUGCUGAAGAUGGAGCAGGAACUCGCGAAGAGGCCCUGGGUGUCGCCCGGCGCGUCCGCCACACUGUCGAGCAAAUCGUGUUGUCCUUUGAGAAUGCGAAGCAAGACAUGCAUUCUCGAAGCUCUUCGGUUGAGGGUCGGUCGUCUGCCGCUCCUCGCGAGCCUCUUUUGCAGUCGCUCACUCGUGUUGCGCAAGUCUGCGAGCGAACUUUUGGAGAUGGCCAGCAGACAGGCCCAGGUUCGGCGUCACAGGUAAAGGCCGCUGACCCGUGGACAGCGGCUGCCAGCGCACAGCAGUCGGUCUGGGCUACUUUCAGGAACAUACGAGAAGCUGUGAACGGCGGAGACGCGGAACGCUUUUCGCGGGUGACCUGGGAGUAUGAUGUUAGAAAAAUCAAAGAAGAGACGAGAGAGCGGUUCGACACCCUCGUGAACUUGCAGCCCCCUUCUUUUCACCUGGGAUACUCGCGUUCUUUCCCAGUCGUCGCCUCCGAGCUGCGUCGCGCCUCGCUGAGUCUGUUUGUGUCGUCUGUCGAAGGCGCCAAGCGCGAGACGCUACAGAGCGACCCUGUUGCAACCUCAGUGGGCGAGGACUUCGCUCGAGUCAGUGAUACUUUCAGAGACGAGCUCGACAGCGAAAUCGCAAGAUCUCUCUCGCCUCGCUAUUUUCUUCAACUCAAUGCUUUGCGGACUGAGAUAACCCGCCAGUUCCGAAAGCAACUCGAGCACAUUCAGAGAGAGCAACUCGUCGCUCUCGAGGCCUACCUCGUCCGUCGUCAGCAGCAGAAGGAUGAUGGCGUCGACGAGAACAUGCCUGAACUCCUCAGCUACCGCCGCUUUUCUAGGCUCAUUCAGGCCCUCCUGACUGCUGCGGGGACGACCUUCCUAGCUGAGAUCCGCCGCUUUCAUCGUAGUUUCUCUCAGGCGCUCCUUGCACAGCUGACAACGUCGAUGGAGCGGCCGUCUUUACCGGCCUCCCUGUCUUCACGACGGACUCUGGACUCGGUGGAGCAACGCCAGCAUCAGCGACUCCUGCAGACUUUGCGCGAGAUGGCGAGCUCAGUUCUUCAGCAGCAGCAAAUCCUGCUUUCAGAGUACGCAGGUGGUUUGAAGGGAGGAGUGUGGACCACGAACUCCGUCGCCAGCUGGGUCCUCGACGGCGUCGCCGACGCCUCGGAGAAAGUGCGAGAGCGACUCGGUCUGAAGGCCGCCAGAGAAGUCAUUGAAAGAGCCGAACAGCGAUCGGUCGCGGUUAGGACAGUUCUCGGCUGGUGGCGAAGGAGAAAACCCAUCGAGGUUUCUCUGCAGUACGUCAGCCCGACGGCUUUCGGCCUGAGCAACUUCCGGCGCCAGGUCGGCCUCUCUCCCGAUGAGGUAACCAUCGCUGGGCGGGGCGAGACGCUCAAAGGAAGAAUUCAGAAGCUCUGGAGUGGUGCGUGGGCUUCCGCAGGAACCGCGGCAAGCCCCGAACAGGCUCCUGUCCUGGACGAAGCGCUCGCUGGAACCUCUCUGCUCCCGGACCUCUCUCGUCUCUCUUCGCUGAUGGUGUACGGCCAGCAAGAGAAACGUGGAACCUAA